This is a messenger RNA of Chelonia mydas (Green sea turtle), 7710 nucleotides long. RefSeq names its product zinc finger BED domain-containing protein 6. Bases 2249 to 4966 code for a protein of 905 amino acids. Gene Ontology annotation, molecular function: DNA binding; protein dimerization activity. Lineage: Eukaryota; Metazoa; Chordata; Testudines; Cheloniidae. The record is from RefSeq and is a predicted model, not a curated record. The transcript has 2 exons.
GGGAAGGACCAUGGCUGGGUUUUCUGUCCCGGGGCAGCGCAGGGAGGGGUCUCCUUAGCUGUGACCACCAGAGGGCUCUGGCUGUUGCUAGGCUGGGGAGGCUGCGCUCUCUUUCUCCCUCUGUUUUAUCUGCCGGGGCUGAGCUUCCCGGGUCACACGCUUCUGCCGCAUCCGUAAGUGACCUGAGAGCCCGGGCUGAGCCGCCGCCGCUGCCGCCGCCCAGCGGGGUGUGUGCGGGGAGAGCCCUUCCCCAGCGCCCCUCGGGACCAGCCGGGGGGACUUUCUCCGGGGGCCGGAAGCAGCUCCGGGCUCUGCCGACACCAGCCCCUGAGCCGGAGCCUGCAGGUGAGGGGAGAGACCCGGGGAAAGGGCUGGGGCCGGGCAGGAAAGUGACUCGGCACCAACGGCUCCUCCUCGCCCCAGCUCUGCUCCCGGGGGGGCGGGGGUCUGCGAGUCCCGGAGCUGCUGCUGCCGACCCCCCCCCCCCCCGGCUCUGCCCCACUGAGCGCCUGCAGGAGCCGAGCCAGCGCCGGGAGAACGACCAGCCUGGGCCGGGAUAGGGACCGAGUCUAGGGGGGGAAGGAGAGAGACUGGAAGGGGCAGCAGGAGAAAUUAUAGACUUUCUGAAAAGAUUUCUUUAGAAAAUAUUUUUAUUCCCAGACAAAAUCAGACGGUGGGAUCGUGAGGGAGAAGGAGGAGGAUAAUCUUGAUCUAAAUGUCCAGAGGAAGGGGGAACCUCAUGAGAUGUCACUAAGCAGAUCCAAAGGGAAUGUUUCCCAGAGUUCACCCCAGUGGAAAUUUCACAGGAAUAAGCACAGGCAGGGAAGACAGCAGGGGAACCACUCCAGUGGGGAGAGAGGGUAAACACACUCACCAUCAAAGAGACAUCAGGCAGCUCAGAGAUGACAUUUUUCUACCAGCAAACCCCAUAAAGAAGAAAGAUAUAGCACGUGUGCUGACUAAGGGGCGAGGCUUUUCUCAGAGCUCAGGCCUUACCUGCUCUCCAAGGAGCCACAUGGAAGAGAGAAUCCGUGACUGUCCUGAGCGUGCAAAAAGUGUCGAUGCCAAAUCAGCUCUUACCCAGCCUCAGAGAACCUACAUGGGAGAAGAGCCCUGUGUAGCUACUCACUGAGGGAAAUUGUUCAGUCAGAGCUAACUCCAUGUAGAGAUCAGAGACUCCGCCCUGUUUAAACGGAAACAUUGAUCAUUUGUGGGUAGGAAUGGUGGUGGGAGAUGGGGCAGAGAGGAUGGGACUGUGUUUGUGGGUUCAGUGCUGAUAACCAGUCAGCACAGGAGCUGAAUGACUUGUUUGUCAGAUAGAUCAUAGGCAGAGGGAGCAGGUUCCUAAAGGGAACUCGCUGAUUGUGUGAGGAUUUGUGGGAGUGAACAGCAUAUGGCAGGAAGUGAGCUGGGGGUGGGGUCUGCUUUUUAUUUCAGUGGCCCUUGUGAUGUGAGCUGGAUAGUCUCAGUGCAGUUCCUAGCAGGAUAGGUAUCCACACAGGAAAACCAUUUACAGGAUCUGUUGUCUCAGCAAAGAGGCCAAGGAGUGAAUGGGUCCCAGAUAAUGAGUUCUUUGCUGCUCACCUGGUGUACAAUUUGUGAGGACCUGCAUGGAGAAUAACUCUUUGCAGAUUAUUUACUCAGCAAAUUAUUCAAGCUCUCUUCCUGUUGGAGACAGCAAACUGGAAAUUCCUCUGAUCUACUACCUGUGUGAAUUCACUUGACAUGUUUUUUGGGGUUUUUUGUUAACUCUUUGGCUGGAUGGUAAAUAGUUUGUAACAAUAUUUGAUAGCCACAGUCAGCUGCUUUGGUUAGUGGUGAUUAGACACAUGGUAUUUUCCAAGUUCCCUGGCACCAUAGGAAUAACUUGUGACAAGGAGAGGGGCUUGAAGAAGCUGUUGUGAAUGUCUCAUGGAGAGGGACAAUUUAGCAGGGUAGGAAAGAAGAAGAUUAGGAAAGUAGAUCGUUUUAAACCUCUCCCGUAAGGCACCACUGGCCUCACUUCUGGGGUGCCAUCUCUGGAUAACUGAGGCUGCUGUCAGAUUUAUUGGCUGAGUGCAGGAUUUCAAUGUAACUUUCUCUUGCCACCUCUGCACCCCGUAAUUUCAUGUGUGUCCAGGGUCCGGUCAGAGUGUCUCAGUGUCAGGGCUUUAGUGGGGAUUUAGGAGUCCUGUCCUUGUUCCUCAUUGGUGUUAAGCAGGGUUUUAGGUUGUUUUAUAUAUCAGCCUUUACCACUGGCUAGCACACAAUGAAGAGAAAUAAUCAUAGCAGCAGAGGAUGGAGAAAGUCCUCUGCCAAACAGCCAAGCUUAAGCCCCAGGCAGCAUGCGGCCAGCCUCAGCAUUGGCGCUGGUCUAGGAUUGUCGUCACAGCCAUACAUGUCUGCCAGCCGCCGAUCACCACGAUCCACCACACAGAAAUACUGCUUGGCUGAGCCUGCUGUAUCCGGUGUCAUAGGGGAGUCAGGCACUGGGGGACCCCUCUUCAUCCCAGAUGAGGUAUUGCAGGUUGUCAUGUCUGAGGCCGACGAGGACGGAGCCAGCAUGGCUGGGGAGGCAGGCUCAUCAGGGGGUGACACACUUUCAGGCUACUCCUCUGGGGUGGACGGGGAAGCUCCCACGGAGCCAGCUACCCCAGAGGACAUGGAGGAGGAGGGCAGCACGCAAGAAGGGGUAGCCCAGCAUCAGAUGCUGAUAGCCUCAUAUUUCACCAGUGUCCAAAAGCAGGAUGAGUUGCCCAUCUGGAGUGGGGGAGACCUCAGUGCUGGAGCUGGGGAAACCACAGGGAACAGCAGGGCAGAGUGCAAUUCCCACAGCAUCAGCACCAUGCCUGUGGUGGCGACGCAGGGCCCCGGGCCUGGGAGAUACCACCGGCAGAAAUCAUGGGUCUGGGAGUAUUUCUCCAUUGACCCUGGGAACCCGACCCGUGUCACCUGUAUGAUCUGCCAGCAGAUGGUCAAGCGUGGGACUGACCCCAAGCGCCUGGGCACGUCGUCGCUUGGCAACCACAUUAAGCACAACCACAGCAUUGUCUACAUGCGCCAGAAGAACAUGGAGGGCAGGCAGCCCGGAGUGGCAGAGCCCCCCCUUACACCACACGGGGUUGCACUGAGCAGGCAGCAGAGUGGCACUGGCCGGGCCCCCAGCAUUGCCAGGAGACCUGGGGACACUUACACCCACCUGUCCAUCGAUGAGAGCCUGAAGAGGGGCACCAAGUACCAUCGGGCCCACUCCCGGGCACUGGCGCUGAACUCUGCCUGUGCCAAGAUGCUGGCCCUGGACCUCCUACCUUUCUCCCACGUAGAGGGCGAGGGCUUCAGGGAGAUGAUGGCGGCGGCCGCCCCCCGGUGGCAGGUGCCCAGUCGCUCCUUCUUCUCCAAGAAGGCAGUGCCGGAGCUGUGCCGUGCAGUAAAGACUGCGGUGCUGCAGGCUCUGGGGGGCUGUGAGGGUGGCCGCGUGCACCUAAUAGUGGAUAUGUGGACCAGCGGGCAAACCACUGACUACAUGUCCAUCAGUGCCCACUGGGUGAGCAUGAGCAACAGCAGCAUCCUGCGCCAGCAUGCCACCCUGUACAUGUGUGGCCUGGAGAAGCAGCACGGCACCGGGCACGUGCUGGAGAGGCUGCGGGGGGUCAUUAGAGAGUGGCUCAUGCCCCUCUCCCUCUCAUCGGGCUUUGUGGUCUCAGAUGAUGGACAGCGGUUGCGGCGAGUGCUGCGGGAAGGCGGCUUCCCCCGCGUCACCUGCCUGGCACACUGCCUCGGCCUGGUGGUGCGGGAGUUCCUGCACAGCAAUGAGGAGGUGGACCGGGUGCUGGCAGCUGCCAGGAAGGUCUGUGCCCACUUCAGGCACUCCUACACUGCCCGCCACCUGCUCUGGGAACUGCAGGUGGAGAAUCAGCUGCCACGGCACCAGCUGAAGAAGGAGGUGGCGGUGCGGUGGAGCUCCACCCUGCGCAUGCUGGAGCGGCUGUAUGAGCUGCGAGCUGCUGUCCAGGCCUUCUGCCAGCGCCAUUCUGCACAGGUCCAGCGGGCUGGCGGGCUGCACAUGGCCCAGACCGACUGGCCCCUCAUCCACAUCUUGUGCCAGAUCCUGCGGCCCUUUGACGAUGCCACCAAGCUGGUGAGCGGGACUGAUGCCAGCAUCAGUCAGGCCAUCCCGCUCAUCUGCCUGCUGGAGAAGAAGCUGCUCUCACUGGUGCAGCAGUAUGAGAGCAAGGGCGAGGAGACUGGCCAGGCGCUGGCCCACAGCCUGCUGCAAACCCUGCGGGGCAACCGACAGAUUGCUGAGAUCCGCGCUCAGGAGCACUAUGUCCUGGCCACCUAUGUAGACCCCCGCUUCAAGAACAACAUGGCCUCCUUCGUGCCCGAAGGGGAGGGUGGUCUGCACCGCUGGACGCAGAGACUCAUUGACGAGGUGGCUGAGAACAUCCGGGAUGUCCAGGACCGAGGCACCAGCCAGAGACAAACACAGCAACAGCGCAAGGGCAGUGCCUCAGACCGGGGCAGGUCCCUGUGGGACAGCCUGGAGGACUUCGGCCUCAUCAGCGUGGCCCCGGUACUACUGGACUCAGCCAAGACCCAGGCGGCCCAGAUUGUGGAAGGCUACCUGCAGGACACUGUGGUCCUGUCGGCCAGUGCUGAGCCCUUGCUGUAUUGGCAGCUGAAGCGGGACAUGUGGCUGCCCCUCUUCCAGGUGGCUGUGCAGCACCUGAGCUGCCCCCCCUCCAGCCUCUAUUCUGAGCAGCUUUUCACCACAGCGGGGACCAUCGUGCGGAACAGGCGUACUUGCCUCUCUACUGGCAGUGUGGAGAGCCUGGCCUUCAUCAAAAUGAACAAGCACCUGCUCCCCCGGGAGUACCAGGUGCCAGAACCAGGACCAGUACCAGGUGCCAGGGACAAAGCGACAUGGAACAUGGAGGAGGAAGAAUGGGAGGAGGAGGAGGAGGAAGAUAACAUGGAGGGACUCUGACCACUGAUGCCACCUACUUAAUGUCCUUGAUGGUCGAAACCAUCCCUGGCCCGCCUCUUUGACACCGGGAGCCUACGUUGCUUUUCUUCAUGGAGACCAAUUGUACAAUAUGCUUUCAUGUGCAUUGGUGUGAGAUGGGUGCAGAGCACAGCAGUGGGCACUGGUGCCAGUCACCAUCUCAGAACUUAUUCCUCCCUGGCUUUUGUCUUGGUUGUGGUUCAUGGACAUUUGUAUAGAGCUUGGCAAAAGGUUUCAGUCAAAUAGUUCACCAUGAAAUGCAGUUUGGGGCAACUAAUGACAAAUUCAGGUCACAUUCAGCAAAUAGUUUCAGUUGAAUAAAAACAAAUCAGUCAAAAUGUUUUAUUUUGAAAUUUUCAAAACACAAUGUGUUGACCUUUAAUUUCAAAGUGAUGUUUCAUUAGAAACGUAGCUGGAUUUAAUUUUUAAAAGGGUAAAAACACUUGAAAAUGAAAUGAAAAACUGGAAAAAAAUUGCGUCGGUUUAAACAAAAUGUUUUGCUUGGCCAGAAAUGGCACUUUUUCCCCUGAUUUUUUGAUUCAUUUGCUAAACUGGAAAAUCAACUAUUCUCUCAGCUCUACAUUUGUAUUCUGCUGCAAUGGACAGGUGUGGGAAGAGUGGCCCCAUGGUUUUCACUGUAAUUACCAUCAUCUGUCUAGUGGUAUAUCUGUGUAUAUACCACUAGGCGGAAAUAUAUAUAUAUUGCAGUGUUUUGAUCUGUCAUGGGAAAUUGUUGAGUAUUCCCUGGAAAAGGGCAGUGUUAUUGUCCAGUUUAAAACACCCCAUUGGGACCAGUAAAUAGACAGCUGUGAACCCCUUGGCACAUGUCAAUGCUGCUGCUGAUGGAGUGCUUCAGUUUAUGGGCAUUAACUUGUAUAAAGAUUUGGUCAUCUACAUUCCUGCCACUGGCUUGGCCUCAAUGGUCUCUAGUCAACAGGCCAUCAGCAAGGAAGCUCUAGUGGAGGAAUGUGGGGUGGGAAAACAGCAAAGCCAUUUUGGGGUACAAGGUCAAUUAUCUCUUUGGAAGCUCUGCAUUACGGGGCCUCCUGGCCUUCGAUUUACAUGACCUGUUAGCAAACUGGCUGCAGAAAAACAUGCCCUAGCAGUGAUUAGAUUCUGGAAUCUUUUUAUAUACAAUCCCAUGUAUGGCUGGUCUCUGAAAUGUUUUAAGAAAAUGACCUGAAAAUUAAGGCCAGUAUUUUCAAAAAUGAGAUGAUUAAAAUUAGGAGCCUAACGGUGAAAUUUUCUAAAGGGUCUAAGCACGAGUCUGACUGAUUUUUCUGUGGAAUUUGUGCUCCUAACCCCUGGAGGUGCUUUUAUACAAGAAAAUGAAUUCAAACUGGGACAGGGCUAUGAGGAUGAUCAGGGGAAUUUAGAGCUUGUCUUACGAGAGGAGAUCAAAGAGCUUGGCUUGGUUAGCUUAGCUGAGAAGAAGGGAUGUGAUUGCUCUCUAACUAUAGCAGAGAAGUGAACAGCAGGGAGGGAGAAAAGCUAUUGAAGCUAAUAGACAAUAUUGGCACAAGAACAAAUGGGGAUAAACUGGCAGUUAAUAACUUCAGGCUGGAAAUUAGAAGAGAAUUUCUAACCAGCAGAGAAGUGAGGUUCUGGAACAGACUCCCAAUAGGAGGAGUGGAGGCAACCUAACUAGUUUGAAGAUGGAGCUUGAUAAGUUUCUGGAUAUGAUUAUCUGAUUGGGCUGCCUGCGAUAGCAGGGGACUGGACUCGGUGAUACACGAGGUCAUAGACCCAUAGGGUUAGAAGGGACCUCAGGGGUCAUCUGGUCUAACCCCCUGCCAAGACAGAGGGCUACCCUGCCUCCUUCUGAACCUCCAGUGAAGGAGCUUCCAAGACCUCCCCAGGCAUCUGUUCCAUUGUCCUCCUGUUCUUACAGUGAGGAAGUUUGUCAGGAGAUUUAAUCUAAAUCUGCUAUGCUGCAGUUUGAACCCAUUCCCUCUUGUCCUGCCCUCUGUGGCAAAAGAGACCAAUUUUUCUCCAUCUUUUUUAUGGCAGCCUUUCAAGUAUUUGAAGACUGCUGUCAUUUCCCCCCUUAAUCUUUUCUUUUCCAAACGAAACAUACCCCAUUCUUUCAGCCCUUGCUCAUAUGGCUUGCAUUCCAUCCCUUUGAACAUCUUUGUUGCUCACCUCUGGAUCCUUUCCAGUUUAUCUACAUCCUUUCUAUGCAUUGGUGACCUAAAUUGGACACAGUACUCCAGCUGAGGCCUAACCAGUGCGAAAUAGAGCUGUACUAUCCCCUCCCGUGACUUGCAUGCUAUUCUUCUGUUAAUGAACCAAAAUUGCAUUUGACUUUUUUUGCAACAGCAUCGCAUUGCUGAUUCAUGUUGAGAUUGUGACCCGCCACAACUCCCCGAUCCUUCUCAGCCAUGCUGCUUCCAAGCCAGUUAUCCCCCAUUCUGUAUUUGUGCAUUUGCAAACUUGAUCAGUAUGUUCCCUUUCUAUGAAAAUCUCACUGUACCGCCGUACGUUUAUGUAGGUGCCUAAAUCUGGAUUUAGGUGCUUAAAUUUGGACAACAGUCUUUGAAAAUAAUGACAGACAUGCAGCCACCAGAGAUGUUUUUGGUGCUGUAUGCAUAUUGAUUUGCACUCACUGUUCAAUGCUAAAUGAGUUUCUCCAAAAUAAUUUGAAUAAAGAUUAUAUAUUUAAAAGGAGAUGUAUUCCUCACCCCCAAAAUACCUUAGGAACAUAAAUAAAAGGUUAUUUGCAUUAA